Molecule: messenger RNA, 1722 nt
Organism: Telopea speciosissima
Lineage: Eukaryota; Viridiplantae; Streptophyta; Magnoliopsida; Proteales; Proteaceae
Product: glucan endo-1,3-beta-glucosidase 1-like
Exons: 4
Coding region: 117-1697 (526 amino acids)
Biological process (GO): carbohydrate metabolic process
Cellular component (GO): plasma membrane
Molecular function (GO): hydrolase activity, hydrolyzing O-glycosyl compounds
Source: RefSeq, a predicted model, not a curated record
AGAGCUCAGCAUCGAGAAGGAAAAACGAAGAUUUUCGAAGUAGAUAAUGCAAGAAUCUACAGAUGAAACUGAGGAAGCAGAUGAAGAAAUAGAGUUGCAUCCUCUCCAAUAAUUAAAUGGACGAUUCUAAGCUUACCACAGCUAUCACACUCCUCCUCCUUCUACCUACUCUUUGGUCAAUUUCAGCAGAAGCGACAGGCAUGGUAGCAGAGUUGAAGAAACAGCAAGACUUAGACGACGAGUCUUUUGUGGGAGUGAACAUCGGAACCGACGUCUCCAAUCUAUUGUCUCCGGCAGACCUCGUUUCGUUUCUUCAAUUGCAGAAGAUAACCCACAUCCGCCUCUACGACGCUGACAACGACAUCCUCCGAGCCCUCUCCGGCACCAAGAUCCGUGUCAUUGUUAGUGUUCCGAACAACCAGCUCAUCGCCAUCGGUUCAUCGAACACCACCGCCGCCGAUUGGAUCGCUCGCAACGUUGCAGCGUUCUAUCCUGAAACUCUGAUCACCGGCGUCGCCGUCGGCGACGAAGUCUUAACCACCGUCCCCUCUUCGGCUCCGCUUCUCUUGCCGGCAAUUCAAUCUCUCUACAGUGCUCUGGUUGCCUCCAACCUCCACACCAAGAUCAAGAUUUCCGCUCCCCAUUCUGCAUCUAUCAUACUCGACCCAUUUCCUCCAUCUCAGGCUUUCUUUAACCAAUCCCUGACAUGGGUGAUGCAACCAUUGCUUGAAUUCCUUUCGAGAACUGGUUCUCCAUUGAUGAUGAAUCUCUAUCCGUACUCCGUGUUUAUGCAGAACAAAGGGGUAGUGCCCCUGGAGAGUUCCCUUUUCAAACCCUUGACGCCGUCCAAGGAGAUGGUCGACCCCAACACCCUGCUUCACUACACCAACGUGCUGGACGCCUUGAUCGACGCGGCCUAUUUCUCCAUGAGGAACCUGAACACCACGGACGUGAAGGUGCUGGUGACAGAGACCGGGUGGCCGUCGAAGGGUAACUCGAAGGAUUCGUACGCCACCAUCGACGACGCAGACACUUACAAUUCGAAUUUGAUCAAACACGUGUACGACCGCAGCGGAACGCCGCUGCACCCGGAAAUGACGUCGAACGUGUUUAUAUACGAGCUGUUCAACGAGGACCAGAGGGCAACGCCGGCGGCGGAGGCGAAUUGGGGACUUUUCUACGGGAACAAGACGGCGGUUUACCUGCUGCAAGUGUCAGGGAACGGGACUUUUUUGGGGAACGAUACGACGAAUCAAACGUACUGCGUGGCCAUGGAUGGGGUGGAGACGAAGACGUUGCAGGCGGCGCUGGAUUGGGCAUGUGGGCCUGGAGAGGCGAAUUGCUCGGAGAUACAACCUGGGCAGGACUGCUACGAACCCAAUAAUGUGAAAAGCCACGCUUCCUAUGCCUUCGACAGCUACUAUCAGAAAGAAGGGAAGGCUGAAGGCUCCUGCGAUUUCAAGGGCAUCGGCAUGAUCACCACCUCUGAUCCCAGUCACGGGAGCUGUAUUUUUCCUGGAAGCGAGAAGGUAAGCAACAAAACAAAAACCUUGAGCAACAGCAUGGCCAGCAUGGAUAAAAGUGGUGCAGAGAUGUUGGGAUGGAGGAAUAUUUUCUUCACCAUAUGGGAUGAGGUCUUGCCCAUUUCUCUUCUGGGUUUAUUUCUUCCAUUGUUACUUAUCAUAUUUAUAGCUUGAGGUGAGGCAAUUAAGUAAAGGCGAC